AUGUUGGGUGCCCCGAGGAACCCUCCUAGAGUCGUUACGGUUAGAGUUAAUAAAGCAUCUGGUUUGCGAAACACUUAUGUUGAAGCAAAGAAGCAUCGGAAGGAUAAUUGCAAAUGGAAGGUUAAGAUCAAAGGAGGGAAAAAGACAAUGGAAUCAUACACCAUAAAUGACCCCAGUGGCAAUCCUACGUGGGAUUUUGAGGCCACUGUUGAAAUUGUAGAUAUUAGUCAACCUGUGGUUAUAAAAGUCACUGAUUCUGAUGAUCAUCAUGUUGGUCAGGUUGUUAUACCGCUUGUCCAAAUUCCUCCUCGGCCGGCUGGCCCUUCUGCAAAGCCGGCGACAUCCGCCAAUCUUCGAGUCGCGGAGUUGGAACCCACUAAAAAGGUUUCGGAAGUUUAUGGAUCUCUCUAUUACUGGAUAUGGGCAGAGUCAUAUUAUGACGAUUUUGGUCCUGAAAAAAGCUCAGGGACCUCUAUUAUAGGCUCCAAUCGGAUUCGUCGUAGUGCUUCAAGAUUAUCUUCUCACCUCCAUCGGCAUCGGGAUAAGGAUGACGGAGCCUCGGUGGCUGAAAGCUCAUUAAGCAUGUACUCUACUGCAAGUGGGAAGAAGAAACAUUGGUAUCAAAAGAAUCCCAUUAAGCAUAUCCAAGAUAAACACAGGAGUGGUGCGGCACAUCUGGGUAGUAAACACGGUAGCGAACUCGGUUAUAGUAUGUCCCAAUCAAUGAACUCCCUAUUCCCUUCUGAGAAUGAUGGUAGCAUUCUUGGUGGCCGCUCGGGUAAUGGGAGCUACAUUUCUGCAGGUAGCAAUGCUGUACUGACAGAUGUGGAUUCCGAAAUGCCGACAGCUGCCCGCAAAAUAGCCAAUAAUCCAGAUACGGCCCUGAAACGACCAACUAUUCCUUCUGAGCGUCCAAAGCGGCGUAGUGAAUAUGAGACUCCUUUGAAACAGACAGAAAAGACUCCAUCUCCUGCUUCCUCGGACGAGGGCGAUGAUAUUCAAACUCAACCGCCUUCUGCUUUGGAAGCGCCUUUGUCAACCCAGGAACCACCCAGUCUUCUCUUUAUCUCUCCAUCCACUGGAUCCCUAAAUUCUGAAACCGAAGUCCGUGUGUAUGGUAAGAAUCUGAGUCCCUCAAUAAUGCGGCACGCCGUUCUUCUUGUUGAUGAUUACACCGUUGCCAACUACAAUUGGAGCGUUAGCGAAGGUUCGUGGACCGAGGAGCCACGCGCAACUCACAGGCUGACUCUGAAAGUCCCUCCCAAGAAGGAUGCCUCAGACAGUAAUGAGGUUUGGAUUGAUGUGGAGACAAUGGGUCAUGGUCGAUUACGAUGUCCCACACCUUUCGUCUACCAUGUGUCUGAGAAACCACCAAAAGAGAAACAACCGUCUUCGAACUUACUAGAGUCGGGCUUCAUUCGCAACUCCAGCAUCCGUCUCUCCGACAAUCGUGCCAGACGCAGUGUCAGGAGACCAGCGGAAACAACGCCCCUGAAAGCAACUAGUCCGCUGACAACCGAGAAGAGUGGAUUCGCUCGGAAUUCCAGUAUUCGUCUCUCGGACACAAGGGUGCGUCGUAGUAUGCGAGGCGCAAAACCACCACCACCAACUCUACCAUCGUUCAACGAGAUUCCAAGUGGUGCUGGAACUCGUUCCUCCGGUCUUGGAUCAGAGGAUUCGUUCAGUGAAACUACCGCCCCUGGUGCUACAAUUUGUUCAAUUGAUGAGAUGCACAUAGACUCGCUAGCCGACGCUGAAGAGGUGAUUGCUAAACUAAGGGUCGAGGUAUCUGGUUUGACCACCGAGUUAUCCCGCAAGGCGGCGGAUGUUGAUCGCGUCAGCGCGCACCUCUGCCGUCUGCGAAUGCGCCUUCUAGAAGACGGCAUGUUUAAGUACCUUGAGAGGGUCUAG
Messenger RNA from Echinococcus granulosus, 1911 nucleotides. RefSeq lists its product as hypothetical. Bases 1 to 1911 code for a protein of 636 amino acids. NCBI's taxonomy places the organism in Eukaryota, Metazoa, Platyhelminthes, Cestoda, Cyclophyllidea, Taeniidae. The record is from RefSeq and is a predicted model, not a curated record. The transcript has 11 exons.